AUGUCUGCAGUAGAAGACCUAUUAAAGAGCGGAGCAGAUGUUAACGCUCAGGGUGGCUGGUACGGCAACGCUCUCCAAGCCGCUUCAGCAGAAGGCCACCAAGAGACCGCCCAGAUGCUCCUCAGCAACGGAGCAGAUGUCAACGCUCAGGGUGGCUUCUAUGGCAACGCUCUCCAAGCUGCUUCAGCAGAAGGCCACCAAGAGAUCAUCCAGAUGCUCCUCAGCAACGGAGCAGAUAUUAACGCUCAGGGUGGCCACUAUGGCAACGCUCUCCAAGCCGCUUCAGCAGAAGGCCACCAAGAGAUCAUCCAGAUGCUCCUGAACAACGGAGCAGAUAUCAACGCUCAGGGUGGUAAGUAUGGCAACGCUCUCCAAGCUGCUUCAGCAGAAGGCCACCAAGAGACCGCCCAGAUACUCCUGAACAACGGAGCAGAUAUUAACGCUCAGGCUGGUGAGUAUGGCAACGCUCUCCAAGCCGCUUCAGCAAAAGGCCACCAAGAGACCGCCCAGAUACUCCUGAACAACGGAGCAGAUGUCAACGCUCAGGCUGGCCUCUAUGGCAACGCUCUCCAAGCCGCUUCAGCAGAAGGCCACCAAGAGACCGCCCAGAUGCUCCUCAGCAACGGAGCAGAUGUCAACGCUCAGGGUGGCCUCUAUAGCAACGCUCUCCAAGCCGCUUCAGCAGAAGGCCACCAAGAGAUCAUCCAGAUGCUCCUCAGCAACGGAGCAGAUAUUAACGCUCAGGGUGGCCACUAUGGCAACGCUCUCCAAGCCGCUUCAGCAGAAGGCGACCAAGAGACCGCCCAGAUACUCCUGAACAACGGAGCAGAUAUUAACGCUCAGGCUGGUGAGUAUGGCAACGCUCUCCAAGCCGCUUCAGCAAAAGGCCACCAAGAGACCGCCCAGAUGCUCCUCAGCAACGGAGCAGAUGUCAACGCUCAGGCUGGCCUCUAUGGCAACGCUCUCCAAGCCGCUUCAGCAGAAGGCCACCAAGAGACCGCCCAGAUGCUCCUCAGCAACGGAGCAGAUGUCAACGCUCAGGGUGGUGAGUAUGGCAACGCUCUCCAAGCUGCUUCAGCAGAAGGCCACCAAGAGACCGCCCAGAUGCUCCUCAGCAACGGAGCAGAUGUCAACGCUCAGGGUGGUAAGUAUGGCAACGCUCUCCAAGCUGCUUCAUGGGGAGGCGACCAAAAGAUCGUCCAGAUGCUCCUGAACAACGGAGCAGAUAUCAACGCUCAGGGUGGUGAGUAUGGCAACGCUCUCCAAGCUGCUUCAGCAAGAGGCGACCAAGAGACCACCCAGAUGCUCCUGAACAACAGAGCAAAUGUUAACGCUCAGGGUGGCUUCUAUGGCAACGCUCUCCAAGCCGCUUCAGCAAGAGGCGACCAAGAGACCACCCAGAUGCUCCUGAACAACAGAGCAAAUGUUAACGCUCAGGGUGGCUUCUAUGGCAACGCUCUCCAAGCCGCUUCAGCAAGAGGCGACCAAGAGACCACCCAGAUGCUCCUGAACAACAGAGCAAAUAUUAACGCUCAGGGUGGUGAGUAUGGCAACGCUCUCCAAGCUGCUUCAUGGGGAGGCGACCAAAAGAUCGUCCAGAUGCUCCUGAACAACGGAGCAGAUAUCAACGCUCAGGGUGGUGAGUAUGGCAACGCUCUCCAAGCUGCUUCAUGGGGAGGCGACCAAAAGAUCGUCCAGAUGCUCCUCAGCAACGGAGCAGAUGUCAACGCUCAGGGUGGUAAGUAUGGCAACGCUCUCCAAGCUGCUUCAUGGGGAGGCGACCAAAAGAUCGUCCAGAUGCUCCUGAACAACGGAGCAGAUAUCAACGCUCAGGGUGGUGAGUAUGGCAACGCUCUCCAAGCUGCUUCAGCAAGAGGCGACCAAGAGACCACCCAGAUGCUCCUGAACAACAGAGCAAAUGUUAACGCUCAGGGUGGCUUCUAUGGCAACGCUCUCCAAGCCGCUUCAGCAAGAGGCGACCAAGAGACCACCCGGAUGCUCCUCAGGAACGGAGCAGAUGUCAACGCUCAGGGUGGCCACUAUGGCAACGCUCUCCAAGCUGCUUCAUGGGGAGGCGACCAAAAGAUCGUCCAGAUGCUCCUGAACAACGGAGCAGAUAUCAACGCUCAGGGUGGUGAGUAUGGCAACGCUCUCCAAGCUGCUUCAGCAAGAGGCGACCAAAAGAUCGUCCAGAUGCUCCUGAACAACAGAGCAAAUGUUAACGCUCAGGGUGGCUUCUAUGGCAACGCUCUCCAAGCUGCUUCAGCAAGAGGCGACCAAGAGACCACCCAGAUGCUCCUGAACAACAGAGCAAAUAUUAACGCUCAGGGUGGUGAGUAUGGCAACGCUCUCCAAGCUGCUUCAGCAGAAGGCCACCAAGAGAUCGUCCAGAUGCUCCUGAACAACGGAGCAGAUAUCAACGCUCAGGGUGGUAAGUACGGCAACGCUCUCCAAGCCGCUUCAGCAGAAGGCCACCAAGAGACCGCCCAGAUGCUCCUCAGCAACGGAGCAGAUAUCAACGCUCAGGGUGGCCACUAUGGCAACGCUCUCCAAGCCGCUUCAGAGGGAGGCCACCAAGAGAUCGUCCAGAUGCUUUUCAACAACAGAGCAGAAGUCGACUCAAAAGAUACCUCCGGCUGA
Messenger RNA from Colletotrichum aenigma, 2640 nucleotides. It is a transcript of the gene ANK3-3, whose product is annotated as Ankyrin-3. Gene Ontology annotation, biological process: innate immune response. Bases 1 to 2640 code for a protein of 879 amino acids. The record is from RefSeq and is a predicted model, not a curated record. Lineage: Eukaryota; Fungi; Ascomycota; Sordariomycetes; Glomerellales; Glomerellaceae. Gene Ontology annotation, cellular component: cytoplasm. Gene Ontology annotation, molecular function: protein binding. The transcript has a single exon.